Molecule: messenger RNA, 753 nt
Organism: Exaiptasia diaphana
Lineage: Eukaryota; Metazoa; Cnidaria; Anthozoa; Actiniaria; Aiptasiidae
Product: collagen triple helix repeat-containing protein 1
Exons: 4
Coding region: 1-624 (207 amino acids)
Source: RefSeq, a predicted model, not a curated record
AUGCUUAAUGCAGUGACAUAUAAUUAUGAUGGACGUGAGUGCAAACGAGGUCCCCGAGGAUUCCAAGGAUCUCCAGGAUCACAAGGACGUCCCGGAUCUCGUGGUAGAGACGGUAAAACCGGUGCUCGUGGACCCCAGGGGUUGAAGGGAGAUACUGGUCCAAAAGGAGUCAAGGGAGAUCGUGGACCAAGAGGUCUGUCAUCUCAUUCCAACUGGAAGGAAUGUUCUUGGAAGACCUGGGAGAGCAAGGACAACGGUCUGAUCAAGAAUUGUUUUUUCCAUAAGAAGUACAGUCACACAGUCCUCCAUGUCUACUGGAAUGGAAACUUGAGAAUUUAUAACUGCGACARAUGCUGUAAACGCUGGUUCUUUACCUUCAACGGUGGUGAGUGCCAGUCUCCUAACGCCAUUGAUGGAAUAGUCUACAUGUGGAAAGGCAGAGGACAUAAAGACCUCCAUCGUGUCCGCCAUAUUGAAGGUCACUGUGACAAGAUCCACAAGGGAAAAGUACGUGUUGGCUUCAACGUGGGAAACUGCAAAGGGUACGGUAAUGCUGACGCCGAAACCGGAUGGAAUUCCGUAAGCCGUCUGUUUAUAGAAGAGGUGCCCAGGCCCCAGAAGUGAUCCCAUCCGUGUUUAUUACAAGGAUUCUAAAAUAUAAAAAAAAUAUGAUACUGCAAUGAAGUUGACAUGAUAAGAUAAAAUAGUAGGGUUUGUAAUAAAACCAUCUUUAGAAUAAGUUAAUCAUGCUGU